Carassius carassius (crucian carp) is the source of this 656-nucleotide messenger RNA. It is a transcript of the gene manbal, whose product is annotated as mannosidase beta like. Gene Ontology annotation, cellular component: membrane. The coding region runs from base 142 to 405 and encodes 87 amino acids. NCBI's taxonomy places the organism in Eukaryota, Metazoa, Chordata, Actinopteri, Cypriniformes, Cyprinidae. The transcript has 3 exons. The record is from RefSeq and is a predicted model, not a curated record.
GUUUGAUGUGCGCAUGCCCAGUAACCCGGAUGUGUCCAUCCCCUAUCCUAAAUCUGACAACGAGACUUUUGUUGUUUUUUUUAAAAUAGUAAUUAUCAAUUUUCCACUAGCCAGAAAAGGCUACGGUUCAUAUGUGCAGUCAUGUCCUCUGAUCUGGAUCUUUCUCCUCCGGAGGUUCCUGAACCCACUCUCUUCGAGAGCCUCCUGCGUUAUGGAUUAUUUCUAGGGGCUAUUUUUCAGCUCGUCUGUAUUUUAGCAAUAAUCCUCCCCACAUCCAAGAGCCACGAACAGGUGGAGACGCCAGAGCCGGCUGACGCUCGCAGCUCGGAUCAGAGCCGAAAGCCCAAGGGACCCGUUCAACAAAUCCGGCAGAAACUGAAAAAGGAGAGCAAGAAGAAGAGAUAGAGAGUGUGUGAGCCUGUGUCUGACAGACUCACUAAUGAUGGAUUCACUCACAGCAUUAGAGGACGUGGAUCAAACCAGACAUUGCUCAGUUCAGUCGUUAGAUCAUCUGGUUUGAGUUUGGGGUUUACCAUGUCUUUCAAAACAGUGUUUGUAUGACAUGUCUUGUAUGUAUCAUUGUUUUUAAACAAUCAUUGUUUUUGUUUUUUUAUGCUAAUUACAAGUACAUUGAUAUGAAUAAACUGAUGACCAUU